Coprinopsis cinerea okayama7#130 is the source of this 1572-nucleotide messenger RNA. RefSeq lists its product as hypothetical. The record is from RefSeq and is a predicted model, not a curated record. The coding region runs from base 1 to 1362 and encodes 453 amino acids. NCBI's taxonomy places the organism in Eukaryota, Fungi, Basidiomycota, Agaricomycetes, Agaricales, Psathyrellaceae. The transcript is spliced from 10 exons.
AUGUUACUCUCACCAGCGUCUUCAAACCACGGCGGCCUCCCUCCCCAAGGCUCAUCGUUCUGGGGGAAGUUCAAGCCUAAACCCAAGGAACCAGAACUUCCACCAGCCGCGAUGGCCGUCGCCAGGACAAAGCUAUUAACCUUGGUCUUCGCCGAUAUGGAGACCAUCCGAGUGCUUCCAAACUCGUUCGUCGAGUUGGAGGCGCUCGCCAGGGACUGGACCAAGCCCCCUCCAGAUGCCAUGUUCACGCUUCGCGUCCCAGUCGAGUUUGUAUCCUUCCAAGCUGCUCGACUGGUAACAGGGCCAUAUAUCUAUUUAACAGGCGAGGAGUCAUAUCAAAUCGCUACUAUGGGUGUGCAGGGUCUUCGUGUCGAGAUUGUCAGUGAUGGUCCUCCGCCUCCAGACGAGCCUCCCCCACCACCCCCUCCUCCGGUUUUAGAAAUGCCUGCUUCGUUUAAUCUAGAACUUACUCCCGGGCAAAUGGUCGCACUUGACGUCACAGUCAACUCAGAUGAGCUCGACAUGGCCCGGAUGGAAGACGGAACGACUGUGGAUGGAAUGUUCUGGGGAAAGCUCGAUAUCGUACAUCAAGGCGAUACACACAAGAUGGAGUUUAGCGGUGCCAGGCUACCACCGAACGAUGAUGUUCUCACGCCCGAGUUCAUGGUUGACACCCGAAUCCUGCGCAAGCUUCCAAUUGCUUGCAAGCCAUCAACAGCCAAAUGCAACCUCAUCCUUCUAGCGCCCGCUGUUCAAUAUUGCGAAGUCACGCUGUCGUUCUCACCGCUAUGGAAGAUUGGCAUCACCUGGCCACCUGCUGAACCUAUCGCAGAGAAUAAAGUCAAGUACUUUUUGCGGGUGAACCCUGGUGGAGCUUUGGAACAUUUCGAGCAAGAGAUUGUGACGACGGCUCUAUACUACGAGGCCAUUCCAAACCCGGAAAUGGUAGACCCUCAUGAAUUCAUCGCACCUCGGAAUGGCUUCGCAAUGUCCUUCAAAGAUUUCAUCCCCCAUCUCAACAAUGUACUCGACCAACUGGGGAUGUCCCUACACGCCCGCACGAAUUUCGUUAACAACAACAUGUCGGCGUUUGCUUCACACAAGAACAUCGCCUACCGUUUCCUUGGUCCAUCGAAGAUUGCAGCCGCCAUCGACAUCACUGUGACGAGUGACCCCUGCGUCUUCACCCGCAUAUUCCUCAUCUUCCGUGGUGUCAGUGAUGACGAGAUGAGCAACUUCGAUACUGCGGGCGAGAAGGAAGCCAACAGUUAUAAUUGGCGUGAAACAAUCGGCUGGUCAGAGGACUCGAAAGAUACCACGGUGUUCCGGGUGUUGGAAACGACGGUGCUCGAAGUAUCAUGACAUUCUCGCCCACAACUCUCUAUCUUAUCUAGACUCCCCUUACCUUUCUUCUUUAUCGACUGUAGUAAGAUAUGUAGCCUUAUAUCCCUUCCUGAUGAUCCCCUUUCUCUUGCUUUCUUCUUGGAUUCAGCUUUAUCGUUAUCAUUUCAGGCUGUCCUUUUGCUUUCCUGCUGAUAUAUUUUGUAAUCUACUAAUUGUACCUCUCAGAGA